Messenger RNA from Oryctolagus cuniculus (rabbit), 10780 nucleotides. Lineage: Eukaryota; Metazoa; Chordata; Mammalia; Lagomorpha; Leporidae. The record is from RefSeq and is a predicted model, not a curated record.
CGGGGGCACCGGUGACAGCCAGACCCUCGGCGGUGGCGGCAGUGCGCAGCUCAGCGCCCCGCUCCCAUCCCUGCGAUGUGAACCGACAAUCUCUCCCCAGAUCCCCAGGCAGGGAAUGGGCAGUAGCCCUGGGACACCAGCGCCCUCCUGCAGGGUUAAGCAAGACUUUGGGGUCAUGGUGGCACCGAUAGUAACUUUUCUCUCUCUGGAUCUCUAACGCUUCUGUUACUGCUUCGGGAUGUUAAAUAAAUACGUAUCCUGUUACUCUAACGUAAACUUCUGUAAAUACAUUUUUGUUACAUUUGUAUUUGGUUGCUUGGGGGGAGGCGGGAGAGGGAAAUGAGAGAUCGUUUUUUUUGGACAUCUCCGGAGGGUGAUUUUAGACUUCAAACCUUCUCUUUCUCUUUGUAAAGGGUUGGGGUCCUUAGAGGAUAGUAUUUUAUUUCCUGAUGAUGUAACUACCAAACAAUUCUUCAAGUGAUGAUGGGAAGGCCAGAUGAAAUCUUAUUUUUUCAGUGUUUUUACUCAAAGAACCUCCUCACUCCCCAUUUCUGCAUGCCUGUGUUUUAAUGAAAGCGGUUAAAACUAACCAGAUUAUUUGGCAGGGAAAGUAUUUUUAAAGAAAUUAAAUGUUUUGUUCUGUACUUUCAAGGCGAAAUAUAAAAAUAGAACUUCAGAACUAAUUUUAAUUUAUUUACUCUCUUCUACCAUCAAACAAAAUACAAGACAUGAGGAGAAAAAAAGAAAGUCGCCAAGUAUGAUUGAAUUAAGUCUGUUGUCCUCUGGUAUGGGGCAGAUUGACUUGGUCUGAAUCCUAAGAAUUAACCUCCUAAUUAUCUUGAACAUCAGUAAGAAAAGUAACCUUUAAAGUCUUAGCCCAACUAUAUGAAUCUGCUAGAUAAAUUAGGGACGUGGAAGUAUUAUUUGCCAGCUUCAGAUGAGCACUUUUAGUAGCUUCAGUUUUUAACCCCCCCUUUUAAAUUACAUUAAAAUAGGAUUGCUUCCUAUUAUGAUGUACAUAUGUCUGUAGCAUUAUUUUUUCCAUAUGUUUUGUCAAAAAAGAAAUUAAUGAAAAUAGUCUGCUGCUUUUUCUUAGUGUGGGGUGGAGAAAGAAAGAGAUGGUUGCAGUGUUGUAUAGUUGUGCAAAUGGUGUGGAAUAAAGAUGCAGAACACACAAAGAAAUGUGUAUCCCCUUUGUGAAACUGGGUGCUUAGUUAUCAGUUCUUCUGGGCCACUCUGCUAUGACCAGAUCACUCGACAAAUGAGAAGCCUGUAUUAAACCCACUCCUGUUUUCCUCUAUACUGUUUUAAAAUAAGUAAAUGACCAUAUCCAUAAGUGUAACUUACAUUGUAAUACUGGCUUUAUACUUUUAUGUUAGCAUUGUAGAUGAUAUGUUACUUUCACUGAAAUUUUAUGAAGUGCAUUGUAAUCUUUUUUGUUUCACAUACUUGCGUGUACUUAUUAAGCAUCCUAUUGAGACUUGUAAAAAUUAAAAAUGAGAUGAAAUCACUGUUAGGAAGUUUGCAUGAAUCAUGAACACCUGGAUCUCAGCCCCAGCCUGAUAACAAAAUGUCCCUUUACUCCAAAGCUAGCAUUUUUGUAGCUUGUUUUGACAUUUUCCCUUUGAUGGGCAAAGAAAUGUCCUAACAUUUAACAGUACCAUUUAGUUUUUUCUCAUGUUUUUGUACUCAGCGCUUUGCAUUUAUUUCCAAUCUUUUAACUUCCCAGUUCCCCUUGAAAUAUGUUUGUUCCUCUUUUAAAUAUGUUAGUUUUAUUUCCUCCUUUCUUUAGCUCUAUUCUGAAAGUUAAAGAACUUGAGUAGAGCGAAAAAUUGUCUAAGGAACUUGAAGCAAGAUAAAAAAAAAAAAAAAAAAAGGACUAAGACCCCCUGCUCCUUGACCGCCUCUCUUAGUGCUGUUAAUCCCUGAAGUAGCAGUGGCCUGCCACCUGGAUAUGACUCAGCCUUCCAACUGGGCCAUGAUAUGUGACCAGUCUCUUCAGUAACCAAUAAUAAUGUUCGUUUACUGAGCUUUCAGCUCAUGCCAGUCACUGGGCUUAGUGCUCUACAUGCAUCAUUUAAUCUUCAUAUUUUGAGGUGGUAUCAUCCAUAUUUUUCAGAUGAAAAAUCCUAUUUGGAAGAAGUAGCUUGGCCAGGGUUGCACAGCUAGUGAACUAAUAAUGCAAAGAUUUAAACCAGUGUUGUAUACGGCCUUUACCUUAUCUUUUGUUGAUUUGUUCAGAUUCUCUCAGAGGUGGUGGUGUUAAGGGAGUAUUCUGAUUUAAUUGAGAAAUGUAUGUCUUUAUUUUCCAGUUCUCUUCAUAGGCCACAAAUUGGCAGAAUCACCCUGAUUUUGCACUGAAUAAUCACUAGGGGCUUUCAUUCACAUUAGAGACAUUUUAGAUCUAUGUAUGUACUAAGCCAGUUUUCUGGAAGGUAGCAGUGAUAUGUCUUGUUCUUAUAAAAUUAGAAUAUUUUGACAGUUUUCCAACAGAUGGAAGUCAAGGGUUUGGAGCAAAAUGAAGCCUUUAUCUAUCUGACAGACCCCUGAGCUGUGUAUUAGAAGUUCCAGCCAGACAUUGGCACUGUGGUCCACUGGCCAUGUGAAUUAAUGAAUCAUGUUUCAUUUCCCUCCCUUUUCCUACCAGAAUUCUCUUUGCGAUGUAAUUUUUGUUCUCUUGGCUUCUGACAUAGAUUUACUAUGACCAGAGUUAUGAUCACUGUGCCUCGAAAUUGGCUGAGAAAAUUUGACUUCCUGGCCUAGUUCUAUCCAAUUACUGUAUGGCUCUCUUUUCAUUUUACAAUCAGGAAUUUUAUACAAAUAAACUUACUUACAAAUAAGGUCCUUUCUGCAGUUAGUAAUCUGAAUUUACGAUCCAAAUCAGCAGUGGCUUUAAACUGCUAUUUAGAAAUGCUACAAAGGAAUUUUUCUUCAGGGCUAGCUAACUACUUUCUAAUGUGGGAGAUGAGUCUUUGGGUGACAGGAUACCAGGAGAGAUCAACUAGAUUUAGCUGGAUGAAGUUAAUUUUUAUAUAGCCAAUAACUGCUGAAUAUCAAUGAUUUCCCAUGGUUCAAGCUAAUGUGAGGAGGUUAUUAUAACCACAGCAAAAAAUGUUUUUAAUAAAAUCACUCACUACUGACCGUGAUGACGUCAUCAUUAUUUAGUGUUUAAAAUUCAGUGUGCUGCUAAGCACAUCAAACUAGUUCCUCUUUGUGAAAUGACUGCUCUUAUUAUCUUUCAUGUUCUCUCUCUAUGCCUUUGUUUCUCCUUUCAGUCAUCCAAAUAAGUACCAUGAAAGCUGUAACUAACUGAACCUUCCUUUAGCUGUCUACAUUUUCAUUGCUGUUUCUUCUGUUGGUGAAAGAAUGGUGUGCUCUGCCCCCUACAAGCUCUGCUGCAAGCUCAUUUGAAUGGGGCACAUUUGCUCCUUUGCCUUUAUGAGAUAGUAUAUGUGCAGACACUAAUCACUGGUCCCCCCUCAUCUGUGAUUUCAGAGAAUGUUAAAUGGAGAAUUCCAGAAAUAAGCGGUUAGUAAGUUUUAAAUAAAUUUUGCUAUAGUAUUUUGUUAUUAAUUUAUUAUUAGUUAUUGUUGAAUUCUUACUAUGGCCAAUUUAAAAUUUAACUCUGUUAUAGUUAUGUAUAUAUGGGGAAAAACACCGUACAUUCAGGGUUUGGUACUAUCCUUAGGUUCAGGCAUCCACGAAAGGUCAUGGAACAUUUCCUCUAUAGGUAAGCUGGGGGCACAGUAAACGGUGUAAUAUACAAGGAAAAGCAGCAAAUCUUAUCAUGGCCUUAGUUCUGUGUGAGAAGCUUAACAGAGUGAGUCCAGACUCAGGCUUGCACUGGGAGAGACAGAGCUCCAUGGGCUGCAGUUGUAUUGGCUGAAACAAGAGUCUUUGGUUCUAAUGUCUUCUGCCCCAUGGUACCUUCUAAAAUUUUACCAGCAGCUAUCUUGUAAAGAAUCUUGUCCUUAUACAUUGGGUAACUCUGCUAUGGGUCUGGUGCUGGUCCCUCCUGCUCUGUUGCUCUACAACUUAGGUCACAAAUUAAAGGACACCACAUGUAGGCAACUACAACACGGAACCAAAGAAGUCUCAAGUGAAAGCACCUCCUCACGUGCUUGGGAUGAUAAUUUUUCUAGCCAACCUCUUCCUUUCAUUUUUCUUGCUAUUCCCCAGGUGCCACCUGCCUGGCCGUGAUAACGCAGAUGCCCACACAAAAUAUGUCACAUCUGUCACUUCCUUGGCCAGCAUAGCACUUAGACUUAGAGCCUUUAACCAGCAUUUAACAGUUUGAACCUGGAUAUACAUACAUACUGCAGUGAACAUGGAUAUAUGUACAAAUCUUCUCUCUCUCUCUCUUUUUUUAAGAUUUAUUUAUUUAUUUGAAAGGCAGAGCUACAGAGAGGCAGAAGCAGAGUUCAGAGAGAGGAGAGGAGAGGAGAGAGGUAGGUUUUCCAUCUGCUGGUUUACUCCACAAGUGGCAAAAACAACUGGGGCUGGGCCUAUCAGGAGCCAGUAGCUUCUUCCAGGUCUCCAGUGUAGGUGCAGAGGCCCAAGGACUUGGGCCAUCUUCCACUGCUUUCCCAGGUGCAUUAGCAGGGAGCUGGAUCAGAGUGGAGCAGUAGGGACUCAAAUUGGUGCCCAUAUGGGAUGCUGACAGUGCAGGCAGCAGCUUUACCUGCUCCACCACAGCGCUGGCUCUGACCCUCUCAUCUGCAGCCUACAUCUCCCGUCCCUGGGCUCUGUAAUCCUUGAGUUUUCUAGAACCUUCCUACUAUUUGUCAUAUUUCAGCUGACUUUGAUUCUAAAACAGCAUUCUAUACCCUCAAGAGCUAACUUGGAAUGACUGCAGCAACAGUGUCAGUGGUGAUAAUAGGGAAUGGGAUACUCUAACGAUGCCAUGGUUUUUGUUCUUCACCAAGUGAAGGAACCUUCUGUUGACCAGAAAUCUCCUUGUCUUGAUUUACAUGGAAAGCUGUGAGUUGGCCAUGAGACUCUCAUGAGCAAGUUUGCCAAUAGGUGAGCAGAAUGACUUGGAGAGAGUACAGAGUUGAUAAUAUGACGCCACCAAUUAAGUGGGAAGCAGGAAAAGCCUGUUAUUUAGGUCCAGUCCAUUUGCUUAUUUAUUCCUGCAAACAUUUUGUGUUGCCUUGGUAACUAAUAAUAGUUUUGAGAAAUUGUUGAACUCACAAGUAUUACUGCAGGAGUAAAAAACCCUCGAAUCAUAGAAAUUAGAGACGGAAAAGAUCUAUUAGGUCAUCUCCCCUGUCCCUUGCCAGUACAGAUUGUUCUCAAUGCUUUGUGCAGUCCUUUUUUUUUUAAAGGAACCCUGUUAAAAAAUCAGUACCACUCUUAGGUUUUUUAAGUAGUGCGUUUUCUAAAGUAACUACUCUGACAAAUUUUUCCAUAAGGAACUUGAUUUCAGAGUUAAAUAGACCUACUAAUUUAAAGUGUCAGUUGGAAGUAAUUAGAAUAGCUCAGGAUGUCUUUGGAGUCGUUAACCAACUAGGGGUAAAAUGGGUUAAAUAAUCAAAUUUAUAUAUUUUCUUUUGUCAUUAGGCACUCAGAUAUACCAAUUCACAAGACUACACUUUUAAUCAUAUAAACUCAUUGAGAGGAACUGAAAGGCCUGAGAAAAUAAAGCCUCCAGAAAGUAAGAGUAAAAUGGUUCUUUCUGCGGCCAGCGCUGUACCAUAGCGAAUAAAGCUGCCGCCUGCAGUGCCAGCAUCCCAUAUGGGUACCAAUUUGAGGCCUGGCUGCUCUACUUCUGAUCCAGCUCUCUGCUAUGUCCUGGGAAGCAGUAGAAGAUAACCCAAAUCCUUGGGUCCCUGCACCUGUGUGGGAGACCUGGAAGAAGCUCCUGGCUCCUGGCUUUGGAUCGGCACAGCUCUGGCCGUUGAGGCCAUCUGGGGAGUGAACCAGUGGAUGGAAGACCUCUCUCUCUCUCUCUCUCUCUCUCUUUCUCUCUUUCUCUCUUUCUCUUUCUUCCUCUGCUUCUCUGUAACUCUGCCUUUCAAAUAAAUAAAUAAAUCUUAAAAAAAUGGUUCUUUCUAAGAUGAUUUUUUAUGAGGGAGAUACUUUAUAAUCUUCCUUUCUGUCCCUAACUCUGCUUUGCCCAUUACUUAUAUAGACUAUUUCUUGAUAUGAAUGUGGUUUCUAAUUGUAAAAUGCAUUCUUCCUUAUUAACAACUUCCUCAAGACUCCAGAAAAACAUAACAAAACUAUCUCAUAGAAACUGUCAGUGGUAGGUGGUAAAACUAAGGUGCUACACUUCCCUAUAUCAUGGCUGGAGAUGCCUUCACCAGGAAAAAGAAUGAACAAAUUAAAAAUGAAGAAAUACACUAAUAGAUUACUAUAAGGGAUGAUCCUUUCAUAAAAAUCAUUUUAGAAUGUAAAGGCCUUACAAAAUAUCUAGUUUAUGUAUUGCCACUUCCUGUUCCCUCUUGUUAAAUAGAUUACACAAUUGAAGCUCAUGUAGGUAAAGGGACUCAGUCACACAGUAAAUUGAUGACCCAGCCCCUAUGCUUUCUGGAUCUGCAUGCUUCUUUGGGAAAAAUGAAAAAAUGGUGUAAUGAAACAAUAUGAUUACAGUUAUCAAAAGGAGUCUGAAGUUCUAAUUAAUAUUAGAGUCAUUUAACCAGGUUAUACUAAGUACAUUACUUAUUUGAAAGAUUUAAUGCCCCAUUUAUCCUUUCAUGGAUUAUAAAUGCAAUCUUUUAUUUCUUUUAACUUGGCAAUCUGUUGAUUGCUAGUUAUCAACUCAAGCCAUUAAAAUUGGCCACAUUUUCGCAAUUCUAGCCAAAAACUUUAUGGGGAGAUCUGAAUUUUAAUAUUAAUUUCUGUAUUAUCAUUUAACACCACUACCUUGCAUGCUUGCCAAUUGGUCAAUCUGCACAUGAGAAAUUCUGUUAUAAUUCAUGUUAAUAGACAUCCAGUCUGCAGCAUAAAAUAUAGAUUUGGAAAUGAAGUCAUUAGAUUGAGUUCUGUCUCAAGUGAAAACUUUAGCAUUUUGCCUGGGAAUUGGCCAUGCACAGUCAAGUAAGCAUUAGUCAGUGCUGAAAAGCUUCAGUGAUUUUUUUUUUAUCACCCUCCUAAAAUCCAUUCUACUCCAAAUUGAAAAUGGGGCUUUUAACAUCCACAGAUUUUUUAAAUUAUUUUUAAAUUUUUUUAUUUGACAGAGUUAGACAGUGAGAGAGAGAGAGGCAGAGAAAGGUCUUCCUUGCGUUGGUUCAUCCCCCAAAUAGCCACUACGGCUAGAGCUAUGCCGAUCCGAAGCCAGGAGCCAAGUGCUUCCUCCUGGUCUCCCAUGGGGGUGCAGGGGCCCAAUCCUCCACUGCCCUCCCGGGCCACAGCAGAGAGUUGGACUGGAAGAGGAGCAGCUGGAACUAGAACCUGGUGCCCAUAUGGGAUGCCAGCGCCGCAGGCCGAGGAUUAGCCAAGUGAGCCAAGGCACCGGCCCCAAUAUCCACAGAUUGUCCUUGUCUUUCCAUGGAUUCAUUUUUUUUUUUUUUUAAGAUUAUUUAUUUAUUUGAAAGGUAGAGUUAUAGACAGUGAGAGAGACAGAGAGAAAGGUCUUCCUUCCGUUGAUUCACUCCCUAAAUGGCUGCAAUGGCCGGUGCGCUGCGCUGAUCUGAAGCCAGGAGCCAGGUGCCUCCUCCUGGUCUCCCAUGCCAGUGCAGGGGCCCAAGCACUUGGGCCAUCCUCCACUGCCUUCCCAGUUCACAGCAGAGAGCUGGAUUGGAAGAGGAGCAACCGGACUAGAACCUGGCACCCAUAUAGGAUGCCGGCGCCACAGGCGGAGGAUUAACCUAGUGUGCCAUGGCACUGGACCAGAUUAAUGUUGCUUUAACAUGGCAUCCUUUUGAAUAUUUGAAAAUAGUUCUUCCUGGAUCUUGAGCUGCUUCUGUUUGAUAUAACUUGAAUCCUUUCAUAUACCCUCUGUUCAAAAUUUGAUGCUAAGAAUGAGUCAGUUAUUUUGUGAUUAUAAUUAUUGUCCCCCUUUAUAGGCACUGUGUAUGUGUGUACUUGUAUACUCAUGAAUCUAUGUUUAUUUGUGUAAACGUAGAUUUUCCUACCAUUUUAGAAACAUCGUAUUGUUGAGUAAUUGAGCUUACUGAAAACCAGCCUUCAAAUGAGCAAACCACACACCUAUGUAUUCAUCUUGUACAUUUAUGAUAAUCUGGGAUAAUCACCUCUAUACUGCUUUCAUUUAUAUUACAUCUUUGUUAUAAUAGCAAAAGAAAUUAAUAAAUGACACAUUGAAUGCUCAAUGGAUUUCAGGCAUAUUGUGCUUUAUAUAUAGUAUUAACUUUGGUGUACAUAAUGACUCUGGGGUAUAUAACUGAGAAACAGUGGGGUUAAGUAAGUUGUUCAGGAUCACAGAGUGAGUAGAUAGUGACCUGGAGUUGUUCUGUAAGCUGACUCCAGAAAUUUCUGGUAGAAAUCACACUCAGUGUCUUGUAGUAAGAUUUAGACUGAGGCAACAAAUGGUACUAGCAUGGAGCCUUAGAGCUUUCUGCCUCUCUUAUCUGCCAGCUAGUUUUCUUGUACUAGAGUAUGAUGGACUGAGAAUAAAUUUUGGAGAUCAUCUAGUCAACAACUCUCUUACAUUUUUUUGCAAGUGAGAUGCAGACUAUGCAGUAACUUGUUAAGAGAUGUGCAAAUGGAAAAGCUCUGUCCAGGAAGCGUGCUUUUUCGACUCUUUGUGCUUCAUAUGGUUUCUUCUCUUUGAGUGUUUCUCCCCUCUUUCUCUCAACUUCUCUCCUUCUUGUUAUUUAGGGUAUUAUCAGAAAUUAUGUAGAAAGGGUCACUCAACCCUACCAUAUGUUUUCAACUAUUUUCACUUAUUGCCAACUUCUGAAUCUGUAAGUAGUUUUUUUGUAACACACACCAAAAGGUUUUUUUUUUAUAACACAGACUUACAGGUUUCACAAAUAUAUUUUAAAAAUUGCAUUGAUUUGAAUUUCACAGCUCAAAUCCAUGUAAUACUUCUUUAAAGAAGGUUUAUGGUAAGAGAAAGGAAUUGCAGUCAUUUAUUGAGGAUUUACUAUAUGCCAGUGACUCUACCCCUCCCUCUACCUCUUAUGUCUCAAAUCUUCCUAUUUGAUAGGAUUCUAUAUGAGGACCUACACAACACACUGCACAGAGUGGGCCUUUCUACAAACCUGAUGACUGAGGAAAUGAAUGAAAAGAAGUACUUUGAGUCCAGCAAGAGAAGGAGAUGAGCAUAUACAAACUGUCAUGCAACUGACUGUUAGCUUUUGGUUCAUUUCAUGCCAUUUAUUUCACAGUCUUUGAGGCAAAUGUGUGUGGAAUGCUAUUUAUGGUGAUAGGUUUUGGCUCUUGGACUUUUAAAUCAUCUAAAUAUUGAUAAGACCUGAGCCCAAAACUAUUCUUGCUUCCAUGUAUUCAAGUUUCUUUACUUCCCUUGACCCUAAAUAUUACUUACUAAGGAAAUUUCAUCUUUGGGUAGCUAUUUAACCACACAAAUGGGGGAAGUUAUGUCAUAAUACUGCUCUGACAGCCUGCAGACUUAGGGAGUUAAAGCUGCAAGAGUGGAGUUUCUUCUCAGUGGUGAGCUCUGGGCUCAUCGUGACUUCUUGGAAAAAUGUAGUAUAAAGUAGUGUUGAUUCCUUUUUAAGCAUAAUCAAUUCUAAUGAAAACUGCUCAUCUGAGUUUUGAGGCACACAGAAACAUCUCAGUUACCAUGAAUGGCUUUUGUCCACUGCUGCCAGAAGAACCUGUCCAUUUACACUAGAAGCCUGGUAAGUCAUCUGAUUGGAGUGACAUUUCUUUCAUGGAAUUUUCCAUUCGAAGCAUCAGAUGGUGAAGGGGGAGGAGACACAGAAGUGAUGCAGCAGGAGACAACUCCAGUUCCUGCCCUGUCAAAGAAAACCAAACAGCCUAAAGAAUGUUUCUUGGUACAACCAAAGGAAACAAAAGAGGGUGGCACCAAGACCAAGAAGAGGAGAAAGAAGAAAAUUACUGAUAUUCUUGCAAAAUCAGAGCCCAAACCAGGGACACCUGAAGACCUACAGCAGCUGAUGAAGGACUAUUACAGCAGCAGACGCUCAGUGAUUGAAUUAGAAGAACUGAACCUGCCAGAUUCUUGUUUCCUCAAGGUCAAUGAUUUGACUCAUAGUCUUUCAUCAUACCUAAAAGAAGUCUGUCCUAAGUGGGUAAAACUUCGGAAAAACCACAAUGAGAAGAAAUCCGUCCUAAUGCUAAUCAUCUGCAGCUCUGCCAUCCGAGCCCUGGAGCUCAUUAGGUCAAUGACAGCAUUCAAAGGAGACAGCAAAGUCAUGAAAUUAUUUGCAAAACACAUAAAGGUUCAGGAGCAGAUAAAGCUGCUGGAGAAACGUGUAGUGCACUUAGGUGUUGGAACUCCAGGGAGAAUUAAAGAACUCGUUAAACAAGGUGGCCUUAAUUUGAACCCCUUAAAAUUCCUUGUUUUUGAUUGGAAUUGGAGAGAUCAGAAGCUGAGGAGAAUGAUGGACAUUCCCGAGAUAAGAAAAGAGGUUUUUGAACUUCUGGAAAUGGGAGUACUCAGUCUAUGCAAGUCAGAAUCUUUAAAGUUGGGCCUUUUCUAAGUCUGGAUCCUAAUGAAGAUUACAGUUUUCAACAUGGAACUGCAGCUUACUGAAUGACUCCAGCCCAUGGCAAGCAUUCAGUAACCAGAAACAUCACUGGGAAUGUUUGGUGGGGAUUCUUUGACAGAAACGAAUCUGUCCUUUCGCCAACUCUCGUGUAUAAUAAAGAGUCACUGGCUUGUCUGUGA